GCCGAAGUUUCUUUUUUGUGCAUGAAUUCCUUUGCAUGGAUUUGAAAUGGGUUUAAGCCAAUUUUUGUACCAGCGUUUGAAAGAGUACAAGGUGAAACUAGACAAGGGUCUAAGCUCUUAUGAUGUCGAGAAGAGGCGAGAGAGGUAUGGUUGGAAUGAGCUUAAGAAAGAAAAUUUGGUGAUAAAGUUCCGGUUGACAGCUUUCUACAUGCAGUCAGUUGCUUUUGCCAAGUUAGCCAUGCACCAAGAUGCUGCUGACAUGUUGAAUGAGGCUGCUGGACUUGAAGAGAAGAAGCAAAAAGCUAUGUCAUUGUUCAUGUUUCUGUUCAUGUAUGCUGGUUUUUCGGAGUAA
Molecule: messenger RNA, 352 nt
Organism: Ilex paraguariensis (yerba mate)
Lineage: Eukaryota; Viridiplantae; Streptophyta; Magnoliopsida; Aquifoliales; Aquifoliaceae
Source: the annotation of a GenBank genome assembly